This is a messenger RNA of Aspergillus calidoustus, 1910 nucleotides long. NCBI's taxonomy places the organism in Eukaryota, Fungi, Ascomycota, Eurotiomycetes, Eurotiales, Aspergillaceae. The record is from the annotation of a GenBank genome assembly.
CCGCGGGAGAGAGAGUACCGAGUCGCAACGGGGACUCAGGAGUCAGGAUAACUAUACGAGUUUCUUAUCGUUGCAGUGAUUAUCAAAGUGACAGAACUGUGACUCAUCUCUCAGAGUAGGAUGAGGAAUCUUACUCCUUUUCACUUUCUUAAAUCCACGCCUGUUUCGCUACCGCGCCCCUCCCACUCUCGACUAUUUCCCCCCGCAUAUUACUUGUCCCUCUCGACCCUCUCGACCCUCUCGACUCGCGCUCCCCUUCGCAACCACAGACGAGUUGACUCGAUCAAGCUACUCAGCACAACCACAAUGGCAGACCCUCGACCGGUAUUCUUCUUCGACAUUGACAAUUGUCUAUACUCGCGAAAAAGCAACAUUCACGAUGAGAUGCAAAAGCUGAUCCACGAAUUCUUCGUCCACCACCUCUCCCUCAACAGCGACGACGCCCACAUGCUCCACAUGAAAUAUUACAAGGAAUACGGUCUCGCCAUCGAAGGACUGACGCGCCACCACAAGAUCGACCCCCUCGAGUUCAAUCGCCAAGUCGACGACGCCCUGCCCCUCGACAAGAUCCUGAAGCCCGACCUCAAGCUGCGCAAGUUACUCGAGGAUAUCGACCGGAGCAAAGUGCGACUAUGGCUGUUGACAAACGCAUACGUAACCCACGGCAAACGGGUAGUGAAAUUGCUGCAGAUUGACGAUCUCUUCGAGGGAAUCACGUAUUGCGACUACUCGAACCCGCCGCUCGUCUGCAAGCCGUCGCAAGUCAUGUAUGACAAAGCGGAGAAGGAAGCUAAUGCGCUGAGCCCGGAGCAGUGCUACUUUGUUGAUGACUCUGGCUUAAAUUGCAAGCAUGCUGCGGCGCGCGGAUGGCAGGUUGCGCACCUUGUCGAGCCAGGUCUCCCAGCACCUGCUGUUCCAGCCUCACAAUUCCAAAUACAGGAUUUGGAAGAGCUGCGGACGUGCUUCCCUCACCUUUUCAAGAAAUGAUAAACCCCAAGAUUCAUGAAUAGACGCUAAAUAGAGGACAGAACGCGGUACAAUCCCUGAUGGCGUUAUGAAGAGACGGCCCCAUUCUUCUACAGCUUAUUUCACGUUGUUGAGAACUUUUCAGGAUACAUUCUUAUGAGUAUAAGAGUGAUAGAACAUGUUUAUACUGAUACUGACUAUUAUUAAAUAUAAGACUCACUCCGAAAGCCCAGCUCCCAGCGAGAGGUACUAAACAAAUAUGGAGAAAGUAAGAGCAAGACUAGACAAGCCAUCAUCAAAGAACCCAACAAGCGACCCCAGCAAGAACACCCAGAAGAACCAUACUCAACGACAUCGAAACCCCACUGCCCGAGGACGAGUGCUCAAACGCCGUCUCCUUCUCUGUGUGAUUCUUCCCUACCGCCGUCUCAUUCUUCCCCUUCCCACCGGCACUUGCACACAAAGCCGCAGGCCCCUUCCUCUCAUUAGAUCCACAAAUUCCAGACCCCGCCAUCCUCUUCGCCGGAAAGAAAACCAUCGGCUCCCCCUCAUCCAUCUCAACCGUAAUCCUCCCCUCCUUAUCCGCCGUCACCUUCUUGCAGCUCAGAACCUCCACGACCUCCGUCCCCGGCUUGAACGCCCCCGGGAUCGUAAGGUUAUACGGACCGCCGCCGGUGCCCUGGUUCGAGAAGACGGAGACGAUCUGUUUGCCCUCGGCGCCCUUGCGGGUUGCGUACGUGGAUCCGUCGAGGUAUAGCUCCUCGCUGUGCGUUGUAAUGUAGGUGGAGUCGAGGCGGAUAGCGUGAUUGCGGAGGCGGUUGAGCGUUGCGGUUGUGUUGUAGAGAGGGGAAGUCGUGGUGUAGUUAGUUGGCCAGAGGGGGGAGCGAUUGUACGGGGAUGAUGGGCCUCGGAGGUGUUGUUCUUGGCCUUGGUAGACUGAUGGA